Colius striatus (speckled mousebird) is the source of this 7910-nucleotide messenger RNA. RefSeq names its product stannin (gene SNN). Gene Ontology annotation, cellular component: mitochondrial outer membrane. The record is from RefSeq and is a predicted model, not a curated record. The coding region runs from base 5180 to 5443 and encodes 87 amino acids. Lineage: Eukaryota; Metazoa; Chordata; Aves; Coliiformes; Coliidae. The transcript is spliced from 2 exons.
UUUUGGGGCCUGAAGAUAUGCACUGAGGAUCAAAGCUGCUUGAAUAUCAGGAAUGUAUGGGUGCUGUUAAAACACAAACCAUUUGGAAAACUAUUUUGAGUGUGUAACUAGAAGGGGUUUUUUUUGAUCAGCAAACUUAAUGUUGCUGUCUCAGCAUUUUAAGCUGUAAUUAAGCUAUGCCACAGGAUGUGUAUGGCACACUGCUUCUGAUAACUGCAUGUCAGAAGCAACCUUGUUAUCUUGUCAGGACAGACCUGUCAUGUGGCUGUAACACUGACAAAUACAAAUCUGGAGUGUGGCAGAUGCUUUGCCAGCCAUGCAGUUGCCUCUGAAGGAAACUUGGUCUUAACCCUAGAAACCCACUUCUUCUGUAUGAACUGUAUGAUGGGCAGUGACAGCGUAAACCUGUUCCAUUUGCUGUUCUACUGACAAGAUCUGCCUACUUUUGAGAUUGUGUUGCUGUGACUGGGAAACUUCCUAGACUGCUGCUCUCCCCUCUCUUCAUCUUACUGUCAUCUGUAAAAUGUUAACUUUGGUGUGGUUUAGCUCAGUGUAAAGCUCUAAAAAUGAUUCUUAAAUGUAAAGUACUGUCACACAUGUAGAAACUUAACAGCUCUGACUGGAACAGCAGUUAGGUAUCAGGUAUUGUCCUAGUGUUUCUAACAGCUAAGUUGUUGGAAGACUGUACCUACUGAGCCACAGAAAAGCCUUUUUUAGCUGCCUUUCUUCCUUUUUAGUUCUCAUCAUAAGAUUAGUAAGUGUUAGGAAGAGAAGGUUUGAAGACUUCUCCUAAACAGCUCCCUGCUUCUAAAAUAUCCUCUGGCCAAGCCUCAGCUUGUGUAAGGUAACCUGACUUUAUCAGAAGGAGGUGGCAUUAACUGGAGUUAAUGAAGAAUAGCAGUGAUCUCACUUUUUUUUGGAAGUGAAGCCUGAGCACUCCUGUAUUGUAAAGGUUUUAACUCCUUGUGGCUGGGUAGUAUGGGUGCUCUACACACUUGUGUGCCAGUGGCAGAAUUGCAGUUGUGAUUUCCCCAGAGGGAUCUCCCCUCAUGUCCCAUUGGAUGCUCUUGUGAUGAGUAUGCAUCAUUCCUCAAAAUUAAUCUUAUUGGUACAGGAAAAGACAUUUUUCACAAUUAGUAGCAUGUAGUGCAAGCUGCUGUUACUUUCUCUUUAAAAGUCUUAACAUGGAGGAUUUAGUGGUGACUGCCUAGUAUUUUUCUUCUAUUUUCCUUUGUUCUGCCCUAUUUCACUUACUUCAGGUGAACUAGGACAAUAGAAAGUACACUUCCCAUAUUCCCCCCUCAGUCCCCCAAAACCAAAGCUUAACCUCAAAACAGAACUGCUUGAGGAUUCUGGUAACCUUGGGUGAUCUGUGGUAGUUUUGCAUUUGAAGCCUUUUCCUACUGUUUUGGCUUCUGUGGUAGAGUAUUUCUUCUCAGAAAUAUGCCUCCAGCCAUUAGUGAUGGCAAACUUAGCAGAAUCAGAAAAACUUGAUAUGGCAACUUGAAUUGAAUUUGUCUCUUAGUAGCCUUCUGCAAUUUUGGCUACCUUUUUGUCCUUUACUUGCAGCUUCUGAAUCUCAUUUUAAAAUGAAAUUCUGAGUAGAAGCUGGUAUUAGGCAAAUUAAAAAAGAAGAAAGAAAACCCCAUUUAUUUUUGGGCAAUAGUUUAUAGCUGUUUUCACAGCUCAGUUGCUGUAAGCACUGAGGUGGGUUAUUUGCAGUUCCUACUGACUAAUCUUGCUAAUGAGUAAAUAUGCUUAGAUGCUUGCUUUGAUAGCAAGUGUGGUGGGAAGGGAUAUGGCACUAGAAGUGUCACUAAGAAUAUAUGGAUGGUGUUAGCAAUCCCUUUUGAAGAUCAGGAACUUACCACUUUUACAGUAAGAUAUUAACUGUAAAAAUGGAGUCAGUGCUGCUUCUGGUAUGCUUGUGGGCUUUUUUAGCUUGGGUGUGCUUUAAGAGAAAGGUGAGUCUGAAAGCAAGCUGUAAUCUCCUUUAGAUCUGUUUAAGAGGAUCUACAGAAUGCAGUAUUUAUCUUGUCAAGAAGCUUAAUCUUGAUUUUUUAAUCAGUUUCUGGUGGGAAAAGCAGUGUGGUUGCAGUACCGUGUUUAGAAACCAAAGGCUUCUCUGGUAGGUACGUCUUAGUGUAGCCACAACAUGCAAAUGUUAAGGAUAGAAUUAAGGCUGCAGGAGAGCUUUAGCUAAAACCAGAAAAACAGAAGCAUGAGCUAGCAACAACACUGUAGCUUUGUGCCACAAUGCUGCAGGUGUUUGACACAACUAUCCAAAACUAACAAAGCGCUGCCAUCCCACUUAGUGUCAUGCACCAAUAACUGGCUAUUUGUGCCACACUAAAUCUGCACAGAGGCUUAAUAACUGACUUUAUAUAGGGUGCUGGCUCCAGGCUCCCUGAGUGGGAAGGAGAAGAGGAUAUGCCAGAGAGGGAAUGACUUGUAUCUCUCUGAGAAGUGGAGUUGAAGUGCUUUGAGAAAGGGUCCUUAAAUUUUAUCUAGUUGUUCUUCUAAGAAAAGCUGGAUGUUCAUGGAAUAGUCUUUCCAAACAUAUGUAGGUGUAUUUUCUCUUACAACACUUAGCAUUAACUAUGGUGUGGUUCAAAGAUGUGAGGAGCUUUUCAAAUAGAAGCUAGAGAGGGCUUCUUGAUGCAGCUUGAUUAUCUUGACAGUAUUAAUGUAACAUUGUAUUAAUAUCAUAUUAAUUUCUGUGCCUAGAGAAGGGCAUUCUGUCCCAGAGUUUAAACUGAUGUAAAUCCUUCAAAUUUUUAAUCAAACAAAGCAUUCAGAAUUUUAAAGUAAAAACCCAUGGAUUUGGCCAAGGAAGAUAUUUUAGAAGAAUCUGUGAGUUGCUGUGUUGCACUAAAGUUUGGACUUGAAAUUGUUUAAUAAGGGCAAAUCAGUCCUGGAGGGCCUAGUUCUCAAUCUCCAACACUUCCUACCUUGCCAUAUCAAAGCAAAAUCACAUGAGACACAGGAGAGCCUAACCUAGCUAGAAGUAGCUUUCUAGUGUAAACAGAGUGAGUGUUCAUGUAAAACAUCCUGACUCAAGGACAAGUUCUGCAACUUCUGUUUAUAUCUGCUACUGUUAACAUCUUGGUUGUCUUAAAGAGCUCUUCUGGUUAGUUAAUACAAGUUAAUACAAGUGACCCUCAUAGACUGGAAGGAUGAGUCUCCUAAUAUUCUUCAUUGUUUGUAAAGUUAGGAGCAAGACUUGUAGAAGAGAAGAUGAUCUCCCAGUUGUUAAACCUGUCCUUUUUGUAAAGGAUUCAUGUGAAUUUUCUUCUAGAAGGAACUGUCAUGACUAAGCUGAGUUGACUUGCUAGAGCAGAGCUGUCAUACACAAAGUGAUCAGCACAUUCUUCCUGGCCAGCUCUGCACCUUGAGCUCCAUGUAUGCCUCUGACUGGCAUCUGCUGCAGAAAUUCCUAUGUUCUAGAAGCAUCAGCUGUGGGGGAGUUGUCACUGACUGAAGUCACCCACUCAUGGGGUGUAUAUGGGCCUGCAAGGUUCUUCCCAGUGUCUGCUGAGAAAUAAGACUGAAGGAGACUUGAGUCUGAUUUUUGUCUAGUUUAACAUCAGGAUUUUUCCAAAAGGUGUAGUAAAAAUGCUGCUAUUGCUUGCAUUAAGGAGUAAUUGUGGUGUUAAGCACAAGUGUCCAGAACAGUAAAUAAGAAUUGAAGCACUAUGCAGCUCUUCACAAGGACAAUAAAUGCCUACCUCUCAUAACUCUGAACUACUCUGUUCAUGCUUUGUUCAGAAAAAGCAUCUUCCUGGAGCUGGACUUUCUGGUCUAGCUGUACUCCUCCACAUCCCAACAGGAAUGGCAAGAGCCUCAUAUAUAACCUAGCAAGAGAAAGCCUUGUCUCAAGACAGAAAGUCGGUGCUCUUGAAGAGCCCUGCUUCUCCCUCAAAUAGGCACUUGCUCACCUGCAUGUGUUUUUUGGGUCAAACUGAGACCACUGCAGUCCAUCUUUGUUAAAAAGGGGGUGGAGAAAUAUGUUCUCUUACAGUCCAGACAGAUGUAAGCUCUUUGUUACCCAGACCUAACAUUGAGCUCCUGCUUUCAAACUUGUUUCUCAAGACUGCUUGCAAAGCUCUGUGCCUUGUUAGCUAUUAUGCUGAGGUCUAAAAAGAUCUUUGCCAAAAGAUCCUAGUGAUAGAGAGGAUGGUGAUGUUUAAUAAAAGGGUUUAUACCUUAUAUAGCUGAUGCUGUCUACUCACUUGAAGUCUGGCAGAGGGGUAGCAUUUGCAACGGUAGUUUCCAGUAUUAAAAGCAAUUUGCUAGGUGAGAGUAUCUGUUCAGUACCAAUGUAAAGUUAUGUGUUCAACUGCCGUAGAGAAAGUGUGAGGAGGUUGUCAUUGCUGGUAGUAGUUGGGCAAGCUGCUUAAUGUGGACUUGCAGUGUCUGCAUGAGAAACAAGCUAACUCAUCUUUUAUACUGCUGCUGUACUGUUGUGGCUAGAACAAAGUGUGCUGCAGUUCAGACAUGCCCUGAGGAAAAUGAACUACAUGAAAGUCACUCUUAAUCACCCUCAGCUGAUCACCCUGUGUUGAAUAAACAUUGCAGAACCAAGAUGAUCAUGACAAAUCAUGCAGCUUUCUGGCUGCAGUGGGCACAUAGCUCUGCUGAGAGACUGUAGUGUGGUUAAUUUUGUUUUGAUUCUCUUGGUUAAAGCUGGGUCUGCAGCACUUAGCUUGUACUGUACCUGAUGCAACCAUUUACUACAGGGCUGGAAAUGGAGAGUGUGUGCGAGUCAGUUCUGUGACCCUACUGACACUCCAGCAUGCUGAAGUUCUCUCUAGCAGCUGUGUCCUUGCUGAAAUGGUUGUGUGGCAGUGUGCAUGGCUCUGCCAUUCCAUCAGACAUCAUCAAGAAAUUACCUCAGUCUCCACCCUGAGUUCUGUUGGUAAAGAUACUGUACUGCAAUUGUUUUGACUCUUUCAUGCUGAAAUGAGGGUGAGAAUCCAAGUGCAGUAGAUAAUGCAAUACCCUUAUGGUUCUGGCUCAAAGGCUGACUUCUACUGGGGAGCUUGUAUGAAAAUGCAAUGAGAAUCUGCAACAGCAUGGUGAGGAAGAGCCUUUCCUGGAAAGGAGUUUGAACAUGCAGCAAGCCUGAUAGUGAGGACAGAAAAAUCUCCUUGAAGAGUCACCAUCUGAAACAGUGACCAUGUCUAUUAUGGAUCACAGCCCCACCACUGGAGUGGUGACUGUGAUUGUUAUUUUGAUCGCCAUCGCGGCUCUCGGUGCCUUGAUACUGGGCUGCUGGUGUUACUUGCGUCUGCAGAGGAUCAGCCAGUCUGAAGAUGAGGAAAGCAUUGUGGGGGAAGGAGAAACCAAAGAGCCCUUUCUUCUGGUGCAGUACUCUGCUAAAGGACCCUGUGUAGAGCGGAAAGCAAAGCUAACUCCCAAUGGCACAGAAGUACACAGCUAACUUGGAGCAACACGUGGAUAUGGACUAUGCUUACGAUGUGUGCAACCAGUAGAACAAUCUCUAUACUGUGAAGAACCUGGUCAUAUGCACACUACUUGUCAGAAAACACCCCAAUGAGGAUUAAAUAAGCUUUUUUUUUUUUUUGCAACUGCAUGCACUGAGAAGUUGCACUUUGCAUCAGCUGUGCAUCCUGAUUCCCCUAUGACAGGAGCUGACUCACCUGGCCUAACGUCCAUUGCUGGCAAUGGACACAGGGAUAUAUUGGUGUGAAGAGACUACUAGUGUGUUUUGUUACUUGAAUGUUUAGCUGAGCCUGUUUUGAUGGAGCUACUACUGUAAUGUGAACUACUUUACAACUGUGAACUGUAAAUAAACUGCCAGAAGCUUUUUGCUUUGUUCUACAGCAUAUGGAAAAAAUGAUUCAACUGUACAUACCACACAAGGAGGCUCCUGAACCACAACUGUAGAUGGGAUUCCAGACCUUCAAAACCCUACCUGCAGUUGAAGCUUGCUUCUGCUCUUGAGUGCACAGCUACAGUCAGAACUCCUACUCUUAAACUGUUUAUGGGACUGGGGCAGGAUACUUCCUCUGAAAGGAAGGUACAUACCUUGAGGAACAUGUUGAGCAAGGAUAUGCAAGAGCUACAAGAAAGGAAGUGCUUUCCUUUAGUUGCCACUAGGUAGGUUUAGCUUUUGGCUGCUAGAACUGAGUUCUCUAACUAUGUAGCUACUGCAAGGAAACUGCCAUUUUGAUGGAUUCCAACCUGGGAACUAAUGAUGGAUGCUGAAGGUCCAGAAGGUUUCCAGGAGUUUGAAAUGGCAGUAGAGCAGAUGUUUCUCUUCUGUGGCUCUGCAUGCUGAAACUGCAGAAGUGGUUACUUAUUAAAACUGGCAUAGGUGCCACCAGUAUGAUUUUUUGUUUUCCUUGAACCUCUGUGUAUUUAGCAGUUAGGGUAUGUGUUAACAGCCUGUUGUAAAAAGGCAUUUUGGUGUACAGUCAGCUAUAGAAUUCAGUUAAUGUAUCUUGUAGAUAACUCUCUUGCUUUAACUGUACCACAAGAUAAGUUUUGGUCUUUCCUACAAAAAUAAAUGUAGAUAUGGAGAUGGGAGGUUGCUGGUUAGUUUGUACAAGGUUUUAGCUAACAAUAGUAAAGCCCUUACUUGGAGGGACAUCCCUUCCACCUCCUGCUCUGUGCUACAGUUCAGCUGUAGCAACUGUAAAAAAGUGUGUUAAACAGGGAGUUCUGGACCUCUAAAGGUUUGGUCGUGGGAGAGGGGGCAGAAAGGGGAGGAGAAGGAAAAACACUGAGCCACCAAGGGCAGCAUACAUAUUCUAAACCUCUUACAGUAGGCACACAUGCUUUGAGGCCACUGACCUCUUUCCUAUCACUUUAGCUUUGUCUGCUGAAAUUUUAAAAUACUGAAUUGCCUAGCAGAAAAAAAAGCUACUGUAAAUCUUUUUCCCUGAGAUACGUUACAAAUAAUGAAGUCCAAGUUCUUAAGCUCUAUAAGAAGCAUUAGACUUGCUUCUUGUACCUGUACAUAUGGAAUAACUAACACAGGCCUAGCAAUUGUGCUUGAGAAUUGUAAUUAUAUGCAAUACAAUAAUGGCCUAGAAAGUCCUGUCCCUUCUACAGUAAGAUGUUGACUUGCAUUUUUAGUGCUGCAUUUGCCUCUUUUUUUUUAAAAAUUGAAAGCUGUAAUUUGAAGCAAAACUAAUAUUCAGUAGCAAAGAGCUUCUGCUGUUACCUCUUGAGUACAGUAUGGGGUACAGCUGAUAGAGGGCUGUUCUUACCCUGGCACAUGCUUUCAGAUGCUCAUCUUGUGGGACUUUCAUGUAUAGCCAGACCCAUACACUGGAACUGCUGUAUUCUAGACCUCUUACAAAUCAGAGAGAAAAGGAUUAGUUCAGUAAGACUUUGUUUAGUUUUCAGUAAAGAACAGUUCACACAUGGCUCUUGCAGGUUUCAAGACAGCCAGGUAAGUGACAAAAAGUGACACAAAGUGGUGAAGUUCUAGAACAGAAUAGUUGUAGCAAGAUGAUUUUGUCCAUUCAAGUUUACUGAUUACACAGAUGAAGUAUCUCCACUUUAAUUCUGCAAAGUAUGCAGGGUAAAGGGCAAACUUCAGAAUUAUGGAAAAGUGUAAAUCAAAGGUCUGAUUUCUCUUUCAGCAGCUGUAAGAGAAAGCCAGUGAAAAAUAACUGGUCGUUAGUCACAGAUGCUUCACACUGCUGCCACUAAAAAUCAGCAUCUUUAAUUUAAAUGGAUAGGUGUUUGCAAGUUAGUGCAAUAGUAAAGUGCAGAAAGUGUUUUCCAUUCUCCUCUUCUCUUUAGAUGUGGGUAUCUAAUAAGUUGUUCAAGUAUAGAAAAAUAUUCCAUUUGAUUUUUCUUUUUGUAGAUCAUGUGGGGGAAGAAGUCUUUAUUUACAAUAGAUUUCAAUAAAAUUUGCAUAAAUACCUACCCAA